CGCAAGUUUUGCUCACUGUCAAAGUCUUCAAACUAUUUUAAUAAUUAAGCCAUGUUAAGCCUCCGAAUAUCGUUCACAUUCUGACCGGCAAUUCCGUGAGUGCAUAUCCAUUUGUAUGCGAACUGUUCAUUGCCAUUGCCACACGGGUGAUGUGCUUAUGUGUUUAUGCUCGGCAAAUUGUUGCUCAAGUGCUGGCCUGUGUCACUUGAUCAUGCGCACGGUUGCCGUGCAGCUUCAACGCGGGCCAUGAAUACGUCAAACCAGGUUUCAAGUCGCACUGUGGUUCUGAGUGUGCAUGAUCUAUGAUCUCGAUUGCAGCGUCAACACUUAUAACUUCAACCUACACCUAGCCUCAUGCGCGGCCAGCUUUGGCAAGUGGCCUUUAGCCGUGCAGUUAUUCAAGCGGAGGCGGCUGUUUGGACAGGGCUCUUUGGACGUUGUGAGCGUGAAUACUCUUGUCAAAGCGAGGCGCUUUUUCUGGGCAUCAGCACUUGGCACGUUCACAGAGGCGCUGCAGCGAAAGCUACAAGUUGACGAAAGAACAAUUUGUACUCUACUGAGCUCUUCCGGCAAGUCUCGGCUCUGGCGGAGGUCACAGAGCCUGCUGCGGUAUAUGCUGGUAUUGAGCUUGCGCACAAACACAUUUUGCCACAGCAGUUUCAUGAGCACUUGCGGGACAUGCUCAAGUGGCUCCAAAGAAUGGCGUUUAGCAACUGCAACGCAGGCGGAGAUGCGUUUGUCAAAGAUCAAGUUGGACACAACCAGCCAAAAUAUUGGAUUAAAUGUGUAUCAGGGAAGGUGGAUGCAAGCUUUGCAAGGAGGCAGGUGCAUCAAUCAUGAUGACGCCCAUGAAAAGAUGGACACCGCAAGCUUCAAUACCCUGAUGUCAUCCUGCCGAAGCUCAUGGCGGCAGUGUCAGCAGCUAAUGUUUGAAAUGUUCUUGCAGGAACUUGAAUUAGAUGCUGUAAGCAGCACUGCUGUUCUGACAUCGGCAAAAGCUGCAAUGGAGUGGAAGCUAUCUCUACGACUGCUGGAGUGUUUCGACACAAAUCGCUUGACUCCAGGCAAAGAAGCUGUCAGCGCUCUUAUUGAGUCUUGCGACACCUGGAAGGAAGUACUGGUAUUGCUUGAGUGGUCGUCGUGCUCCACAAUUAAACAGGACACUGCAUUUUGUACGAGCGUGAUUUCGUCACUUGGAGACCAAUGGCGACGUGGGCUCAACGCAUUCCGCCAGCGCAUUCGGCCUUACAUUAGCCCAAACCUUGGAACUUCAUUGUGCAGAGCGGCUUGGGCCCAAUCAGUUCACGUACUGGGUCACCUGCUGGAUAAAAGCAAACUGGAUGCGGUGUGCCUCAAUGCGGCCAUUGCCUCAAGUGCACCUUGGGGGCACUGUGUCUCUUUGCUCGAAUUCAUGGAGACCCUUAACCUUCGCAGAGAUCACUACAGCUAUGGAGCAGCACUCUCCUGCAUAUUGGCCGAGUGGGACUUAGCGCUGGCUUUAUUGAAUGUAGCUGGUAAUGGAGGCAUUACAGCAAACGAAUUCAUGCUUUCUGCAGCGCAGACGGCUUGUGGAAAAGGUAUGACUUGGACAGUGCCGCUGCAGCUUCUCACUAUUUCAGCCAAGAAGGUGGUAGAGCCUUCUUUGAAUGAUGUGGUAUACACAGCCGUGGUCGCUGCAUCUGGUAUGUGCGACAACUGGGGCGUGCUUUUGGAUUUGAUAUCUCACAUGCAAUCAGCUGGAGUGGAGGGCACCAAUGCAUUUCACACUGAUGUCAGUGUUGCCAUUGGGAAAGGUUGGCGCACAAUUUUGCACAUGAACCAUGAGUGGUUCACGCAAGCUUCAAUGGCACAAAGACCGGAUAGUCGACCAAUGACAUCACAACAAUCACUGAACAAUCGCAACUGCUGGAGUCGCUGGAGUCUCAGACUCAGCUCUCUUUGCAGCUCCUUGGCCAUGCUCCACCGAUGGGAGGAGGCUUUGCAACUGUUGAGUCGGCUGAGUGAUAUUCCAGAGCAAGGCGUUGGAGUAAGGAAUUUAAUGGGCGCUGAGCGGCGGGGAGUUGGAGCGCCAUAUUUCACCAGCUUUGUAUUGACUUGCGGUCAAGUAAGCAAUGAAGCUUUGCUUGUGCGUUUGCUGGCUUCAGUGUCCCGAACCCCGCUGACAUACCUGAAAGAACUUCGAGCUUUUCAGUGAGCGAGGUUUUGUAUUUGCCUAUUGAUCAUCCUUGCUUGGUUUUGACUCAUCACUUUGGCCUUUGGCGGUUUUGUUGAUCAAGCUGCAGAUUUGACGCUGCUAUAUAGUACUCGCCGCGUCAGUUUGCCAAGCAGCGUUUUAAUUACAUUGUGCCAUGCGCUUGGAGUAGCUGCUGUUGGAGCCAAGCGCCCUAGAGCAGCCCAGCUCCUGCAUUCGGAGCAAUCGCAUUGCAAAAGGUGAGACCCUUGCAUGUGUUUGAAAUGCCAUUGGACGUAUAUAUUGUGUUUGCUCCACCUUUGCAUAAAGUCACCUCAGAAAGUGGAUAGAUUGUUG
Molecule: messenger RNA, 2527 nt
Organism: Durusdinium trenchii
Lineage: Eukaryota; Dinophyceae; Suessiales; Symbiodiniaceae
Source: the annotation of a GenBank genome assembly